AUGGUCUUCGACGUAGUAUAUCGCAUCUGGUACGGAUUCAUAAAUCCACCCGCAAGCACCAAAAAGGAUGACGCCAUUCGCUUUGGACUCCUCGGAGCAUCGAACAUCGCUCCAGUUGCACUGAUCGCUCCUGCCGCUUCUCACUCGGAAGUAAUCAUAGCAGCAGUCGCAGCACGAGACCGGGAUCGAGCCGAGAAGUAUGCCAAAAAACAUAACAUUCCAAUCGUGCACUCCACAUAUGAAGACCUUCUCGACGACCCAAGCAUAGACGCGAUCUACAUUGCUCUCCCAGACAGCACACACUACGAAUGGGCGCUUCGAUCCCUAGCAGCAAAGAAGCACGUUCUCUUAGAAAAGCCCAGCUGCUCAAAUGCCACAGAAGCCAGGGCUCUAUUCACACAUCCACUGGCUACAAAGCCCGGUGCCCCAGUUCUUCUAGAAGCAUUCCACUACCGCUUCCACCCUGCGUGGCAAACAUUCUUGGAUCUAGUUCACAAAGCGCCGCAAGCAGGUAAAAUUAAAUCUGUAUCUGCGGAACAGUAUUUCCCGAAAUAUGCGUUCGGCGCGACCGAUAUAAGAUGGCAGUAUGAGCUUUCUGGUGGGUGUAUGAUGGACUUCGGGACAUACCCGAUGAAUCUACUGAGGCAGGUUCUGAAAGAAGAACCGACCGAGGAAUCGCUUUCUGCGGAGGGAAGACAAGUUUCGUUUCCCGGGCUUCCAUUUAAAGAGCAGGUUGAUGAGGCUAUGAGGGCUACUUAUGUGACUAGCAGUGGGGCUGUUGGGAGGAUGAAUGCCGAUUUAAGGUUUGCGGGCGGGUGGCCUGUUCUUCCGGGGUUUUUGUCGGGAAACCUUCCUAGUAUUGCGUGGCCGAAGUGUGAGGUUGAAUGUGAUGAGAAGGAAGUUGAGGUUGAUGCAGGCGAGGAGGGGGGUGGGCGAAGCUGUUUCGUGAAGAGGAAGGUUGUGAUUUGGAAUCAUCUUAUGCCGAGUAUUUAUCAUCGCAUUGAUGUCGAGGAUACUUAUUCUGUGCGCAGGGGAAGUGAAGUUUUGAGGACGUGGAAGGAUGCACGAAAUCUGAAUGCAUAUACAUGGCCUACUGGGGACAAAAGAGCUGGGACGAGUGGGGGUGGGAAGGAGUGGUGGUCGACAUAUUUUUAUCAGCUUGAAGAGUUCGUGAAUAGGGUCAAAGGACGCUCGGGAAGUGGCGUUUGGGUUGAUGGGGAGGACAGUAUUAAACAGAUGGAGGCUAUUGACUUGGUUUAUAAGAAGGCUGGGAUGAAGGCAAGGCCAACUAGUGAGUUUCAACUAUGA
This is a messenger RNA of Penicillium pulvis, 1308 nucleotides long. RefSeq names its product Gfo/Idh/MocA family protein. Lineage: Eukaryota; Fungi; Ascomycota; Eurotiomycetes; Eurotiales; Aspergillaceae. The transcript is spliced from 3 exons. The record is from RefSeq and is a predicted model, not a curated record. Bases 1 to 1308 code for a protein of 435 amino acids. Gene Ontology annotation, molecular function: nucleotide binding.